CGUUGAAAAUUUUUUGAACCAUGAAGUUCGUGCUGUCCGUGUUUUUGGUGGCCCUAGUGGCCGGCAUUGUGGUUGCUGAUGAUAGCAAAGGUCCCAAAGUGACCGAAAAGGUUUUCUUUGACAUCACCAUUGGCGGUGAGCCCGCUGGUCGUAUUGAGAUUGGCUUGUUCGGCAAAACUGUGGAGAAGACCGUGAAGAACUUCAAGGAGCUGGCGGAGAAGCCACAGGGCGAGGGCUACAAGGGAAGCAAGUUCCACCGCAUCAUCAAGGACUUUAUGAUCCAGGGCGGCGACUUCACCAAGGGUGACGGCACCGGCGGACGCUCCAUCUACGGCGAGCGUUUCGAAGAUGAGAACUUCAAGCUGAAGCACUAUGGCGCCGGCUGGUUGAGCAUGGCCAACGCUGGCAAGGACACCAACGGCUCCCAGUUCUUCAUCACCACCAAGCAGACCAGCUGGCUGGACGGACGUCAUGUUGUCUUCGGCAAGAUCCUGUCCGGCAUGAAUGUAGUGCGCAAGAUUGAGAACGGUGCCACCGAUGCCCGCGACCGUCCCGUCAAGGAUGUGGUCAUUGCCAACAGCGGCAGCAUCCCCGUGGCCGAGGCUUUCUCCGUUGCCAAGACUGAUGCCACCGACUAAGAAAUGGCAGAUUUUAAUCAUCCCAUAAUAAAUUUAAUCAACUUGAACUACAUAAGUAAAUAUCAUAAUUGUGCAACCAUCAA
Drosophila persimilis is the source of this 721-nucleotide messenger RNA. RefSeq names its product peptidyl-prolyl cis-trans isomerase 6. Gene Ontology annotation, biological process: protein folding; protein peptidyl-prolyl isomerization. The record is from RefSeq and is a predicted model, not a curated record. The coding region runs from base 21 to 638 and encodes 205 amino acids. The transcript has 3 exons. Lineage: Eukaryota; Metazoa; Arthropoda; Insecta; Diptera; Drosophilidae. Gene Ontology annotation, cellular component: intracellular membrane-bounded organelle. Gene Ontology annotation, molecular function: peptidyl-prolyl cis-trans isomerase activity.